Messenger RNA from Pocillopora verrucosa, 591 nucleotides. NCBI's taxonomy places the organism in Eukaryota, Metazoa, Cnidaria, Anthozoa, Scleractinia, Pocilloporidae. The record is from RefSeq and is a predicted model, not a curated record.
AUGUCUCUCGCCUUCGCUUUAUUACAUCACAUUAUUUUCGCAGUUCAUUUCGUGGUUGUCGGAGGUGUCGAUGUCUGCCGACACGUGCAUUUCUUGCAAGGCAUUGUUGAUAAAGCCCUUAUUGGUCACGUGAUCAAAACGAUACCAGUGAAGACAGAUGACCAUUGUGAGAUUGCUUGUUACCGCGACCUCAUGUGUCUCUCCUACAACAUAGGACCCAAACAGGCUCAUGGACAUCAAUGUGAGCUUAGCAAAUCGGAUCACAUCCGAGACCCUGCUGAUUUAGUUCCUAUGGCAGGGUACAUGUACAGACCAACUGAGAGUCGUUGUUCGUCAAGUCCUUGCCCUGAUAACGCCACAUGUGUUUCCCUCACGGAGACAACUUUCCAGUGUCUGUGUCCACCAGGAUUUACCGGGAACAGCUGUGAAACGGACAUAGACGAGUGUCAAACCAACCAUUUCAACUGCCCGGUGAAUGAGGACUGCAAUAACACCGCGGGCUCAUAUGUAUGCAAUUGUGUCAGCGGUGUGUUCGAUGGCGUAGGAGUCUGCCAGCUUAUGACAGCUGGUGAAUUGCCCGUGAUUGCAUAG